Messenger RNA from Ziziphus jujuba (common jujube), 5649 nucleotides. Its product is annotated as zinc finger CCCH domain-containing protein 55. The transcript has 12 exons. Gene Ontology annotation, molecular function: RNA binding; metal ion binding. NCBI's taxonomy places the organism in Eukaryota, Viridiplantae, Streptophyta, Magnoliopsida, Rosales, Rhamnaceae. Bases 374 to 2452 code for a protein of 692 amino acids. The record is from RefSeq and is a predicted model, not a curated record.
ACAUGUGUGCUCCAUGGUGUUGACAAUUACCCCCAUGAAGUAGAUCUGAAAUCUACCACUCUCCCUCAAAAGAGAGAUUACAGAGAGAGAAGACGAAGAUAGAUAGAGAGAGUGAGACUUUCUACUCUACCAAACAAGCCCGCUUGUUACACUUCAAACCCUACUACUCCUACUGUUUUUUUUUUUUCUUUUUUUUUUUUUUUUCUUUUUUCUUCUUCUUCUUCUUCUUCUUCUUCUUCUAUUCACGAACUGUUAGUUUUUGCUGGGCAACAAAGUGAAAAAAAAAAAAAAAAACCCUCGAGAAAUCUCUUUGUGGACUUUCCCUCUUCAAGGGAGAGCAGCAAAAACCAAGAGAAAAAAGAGGAAAGCAGCCAUGGAUUCUUAUGAAGUUACUAGACUCAUCUUCACGAAGAUCAAGAAUUUGGACCCAGAAAAUGCCUCAAAAAUCAUGGGUUACAUUCUCAUUCAAGACCUUGCAGCGAAAGAUUUGGUUCGCUUGGCCUAUGGACCAGACACCCUUUUGCAUUCACUCAUACUCAGGGCUAAAAUCCAGUUAGGGCUUUGCUCAAACACUUCGUCUACACCCUCCACGCCUUCUUCUCCUUCCCCUCUUAACCCCAUAGCGAGGCCAAACAGCUGCAGCAACAGUAGCAACCCAUUUUCACAGUCUUCCCCAAGAAUCCCAAAUGGUUUUGACGUUGGCAGGAACCCAUCUUCUCCGUCUUCAAAUUCCUGGCCGCUUUCUGGGUUCCCAAACAACCCCAUUAGCCCGAAGUCGAGCCCUUUACUCUCCUAUGACAAUAUCCGUACUGGGUCAUUUCCUUUACCAGUAUUUUCUAACCACCAUAAGAAUGGUGGUGAUGGUGCUGGCAGUAGUGACACCGCUGACGAGCAUCAACUCAAUGAGUACCUAUCAUUCUUGAAUGAGUCGUCGUCAUCGUCGAGGGUCGAAGAUUUGGUCGAUCCGCGGGUGGAAUUGGGUCAUGGGGGUCAUGAUUGGGCUCAGUCGUUGAAUAAUGGAGAUGCCCAUUUCCACAGGAGGAGCUUUUCGGCCAGUGAUGCGUGUUUCGGUUCUGAGGAGUCCGCUUUGGGAACUGGCUACAAGCCCUGCCUCUACUUCGCUAGAGGGUUCUGCAAGAACGGAAGCAAUUGCAAGUUUGUGCAUGGUGGGUUUGCUGAUUCAGUAGACGCUUCUGGUGCCAUUGUAGGCUCUCCCAGUAAGCUUGACGGCUUUGAGCAGCAUGAGGAGAUUAUGAGAAUGAAGGCCUCCCAACAGCAGAGAUUAGCCGCAGCUUCGCAGUUCAUGAACGGUGGAGUUUCACCUUCACAAUAUAAGUAUGUGAAUUACCUUUUGCAACAGCAAAAUGACCCCCAGAGAGCGGCAGCUGCAGCUGCAUUCAUAAUGGGGGAAGAGAUUUACAAGUUUGGCCGGUGCAGACCUGAAAGAAACGAUUUUUUGUCAAUGGCUUCUGCAGAAAAGGCAAACUCGGCUUCAAGACAGAUCUACUUGACAUUCCCAGCUGAGAGCACUUUUAAAGAUGAAGAUGUUUCAGAAUAUUUCAACAAGUUUGGACCUGUGCAAGAUGUAAGGAUUCCAUACCAGCAGAAGCGAAUGUUUGGAUUUGUCACAUUUGUCCACCCAGAAACUGUGAGGUUCAUUCUGUCCAAAGGGAAUCCUCAUUUUAUAUGUGAUUCACGUGUUCUUGUCAAGCCCUAUAAGGAGAAGGGAAAAGUGCUGGACAAGAGACAACAGCAUCAACAACAGCAGCAACUUGAGAGGGGAGAAUUUUCACCAUGUAUGAGCCCUUCUGGGCUUGAUUCUAGAGAGCCCUAUGACCUCCAUCUUGGGGGAAGAAUGUUCUAUAAUACACAGGAAAUGUUGCUGAGAAGAAAAUUGGAGGAGCAAGCUGAGUUGCAGCAAGCCAUCGAACUCCAAGGGCGAAGGCUGAUGAAUCUGCAGCUCCCAGACUUAAAGAGUGAUCGUCUCCACCAUCACCAGCGCAGUCUUUCUGUUGGUGCUCCUGCCCCUUUACCCCCUCAAUCUCAGGCUCUGAAUGGUCAAGAUAUUCUGCCAUUUGAUGGCAUUGAGCAGGAAGUCACAGAGGGUUUGCUGAUUGAUGCAGGCCACAAUGAGAGCCCUUCUGCUACCAUUUCUAUCACUGCGCCAGUUGCUGAGCAGCAGCUUCAGGUGGAAGGGAAUACUGCUUCUGUCACCAAAAAUGGCACCAGCACUGGAGAGGAUGAGGACACCAACCCUGAAGACCUUGAUCUUCAUAAAAGUGUGGAGCAUGUCCUUCCUGAUAGCCUCUUUGCAUCUCCUACGAAGUCUGCUGGUGAUCGUCUUUCUGAUUUCUCAACUUCUGCAAUGGAGGCAAAAGAAGGCACCACAUUUCCUUAUGAAAGCAACUCAGCAUUGCCCAUCACUUCUACUAGCUACAUGGCCUCUCAAUAAUGCUUCUUCUAAACGCCAAGCUUUAAAAAUGUAGGUAAUAACAGUGAGCCUGGCCAGCAGGGAUUGACUUUGCUAGGGAAAGUAGAGAAGCAUAUACAAGGAAGGAAACUCCUCUAGAUGUAUAGCUGAAUUAUAUACCUACAUCAAAAGAGUAGUAGAUCCAUAGAGAAGAUCUCAACGAGAGGUCUUGACCGUAUCAUCCAUACAUACUGCUAACAGCAAAUACAUAUACAUAAGAAAGGACAGAUGAAAUUAUUUGUGAUGAGAGUAGGGUUUUCUCUCUUUUCUACUUUUGUACCCUCUCUAUAGGUGUUUGUGUGUGUGUGUGUGUUUGUGCUGGACCACACAGACUAGAGCAGAAACAAGGAUUGUGAACCUUUUAUUGCAUUGUUGUCUACGACACAACUUUUUUUUCUUUUUUUUUUCCCUUUAUUUCUCAUUUCCUUGUGAAGUGAAUUUUAGUUAGUAGAAUUGAAGUUUCUGCUCAGAGAAGUAGAACUAUAUUUCUGUACAUAUAAAUAUAUAUAUUUGUGCACUUGGGCUGCAGCCGAAGGAAGUUGUAAGAGGGGAGCUGAAAAAAAAACUGAUAAGUCGAAAUGAGAAGUCGGGGUUCUGGCUUUCUUGUAUUUUUGCAUUUUGAUGGGGUGUUCUUGUUCUCAAGAAAUACAUGGUGACUGAGGGUGUAGUAUUAGAGAAAGAGUAGGGGUAGAAAGGAGAUUACAUUAUGUGAUCAAAGUUUUUCACUUUUGGAGAUUUUUUUAUUCCGUCACAUAAUUGUUUACUUUACUGAGGCCCACAUGCAGGGUAGAGUCCAACUCUUUGUCACAUGGGUGCUGACAUUUAUAUAUAUAUAUAUGUAUAAAGUAUCAGCUUAUCAAACUCAUUUCCCUUUCAGCUUAUUGAAAUGUUUGUUUCUGAAUCCUUCUGUUUCAUGGAAGAGGGAGCCCUUAAUUAUUAUGGCAUGGAUUUAAAGCUUUUACGGCAUUGGUAGCUUAGCUAGCUAGCUUUACAUUCGCUGGUUAAGAUGGCCCUUCAGUGACACCUAGGGAAAUGUGAUUUCGUAACCCUUGGAAACUUAUAGCAUAUUCAAUGAUGAAAAUAGAAAUCUGAUAUUGCUCUUCACGUGUUUGUAAUUGUGUUUUUGCCUUUGUUUGUCUUAUCUUUAUAUAUGCAUGGCAUAUGUAUAAAAGUAAAUCUUUCCACGGUUAAUGGGGUUGUGUUUUCAGUUUUUAGCCAUUCUAAUUGAAGAUUUUGUUUCAACAUAUUCACCAUUACAUAUAAUUGGAGAGAGGAGGUCCUCUUUUUAUUUUUAUUUUUUUUUUUGGGUAAUAGGCGGUCCUCUUGUGAUGACAGAAAUUUGUGUUUUAUUUUGUAUUUGAUUUAUUUAUUUUUUAAAGUAGUUCGGCUUUAGGGAUUCUAAUACAGGUAGAAAGGUUUAGUUUAGGAUUAUUCAAAGCACUUUUGCAAUUUGUUGAUGGCCCAACAUGAUAGUUUGUACAGGUUAAUUAUUAGCUCAACUUAGUGGAAAUGGAUAAAGUGUCUUAACAGUUGAAUCAUGGCUCCUUUCUUUCAGCUACAAAAAUAUUUUAGAUACUGAAAAAUAUUUCUUUUCGGAAAGGAAAACCAUCAUAAAAUGCCCAAAAAUAACGAACAUAAUGCAGCAUGACUUUUUGUGUGCGUGUGUGUGUGUUUCUACCAUUUUUUUUUUUUUUUUUUUGGCUUUGUAAUUGAUGAAAAAUAUGAGUACGGCUAUGGGAACAUGUGCAGGUGUGUUGAGAUAUCAUGUUCAAAACCUAACAUACUGGUACAUGCGAGGCCAAAACUGUGAGUUGAAUUAAGUGACUUGAGUAAAAAGUGAUACCAAUGUGACAAAUAGGAUACGAGAACAAAGAUACAGAGAGUAUCCAAGUUUUGGUACAAAGGUAAAAGAAAAUUGGUUAGUGUAUUAUUAUUCUAGGUCUUAGUGAUCAUGAAACCCUUUGACUAAAUUUAAUUCAUGUUUAGUUGUGGUCCAGUUGAACAGUUUCCAAGUUGGCAAAGUUUUGGAGUCUGAGCAAAUUGAAUAAAAAAAUAAAUGCACUUAUCAGUCAUGAGGUCCUAGCAAAAAAUUAAAAAAAAAAAAAAAAAAAAGGAAAAUGCAUCAAUGCCAUAUUCGGUUGAUGGUCCAUUCUAAGUAGCUCUAGCAUCUAAGUAUAUUGGAAACUUUGUCCAACAUCAAAGAAGAGUAAUGGGUCUGAUUGUUUACGUCUUUUUUCCUCUUUGUCAGGACAAAAAACAUAUAAAAGGGCCAAUAAUUAUGGUAGAUAGUAGAUACAUGUGGAUAUGGGUCUCUUCCAAAAUGUAUUUUUCUUCUGAGAGUAUCUUUGAGUCCUCAAUUAGUCUUUCCAAUAAUAGCAUAGAAAAGCAUGACCUUUUAGUUUCCAUGUUUUUAUUAAAAUGAUGGGUUUUUACUGUUUCUUUUUGGGGGUAUGAAAACAAAAAUCAAAAUGGGACUCAUCAGCUUCAAAAAUUAUUAGGGAAGGAAAAGUAUCUGUAUCUGCUGGAAACACACAAAUAAUAUUCUGAUUCCCAAUUGAUGGUACUAUAGCAGAUGUGAGGAAGGGGAUGGGAGUAUCCCAUCCAUGGUAUAGCAAAUCUCUGUACCAAAAUCUAUGGCUCUGAUUUUGUUUCCAACAAAGGAAGAUUUUCUACAUCAUGGGUUUUUUGGCUUUGAGUCAGGGACCAUUACAGAGAAAAUAAUAGAGUGUGGAGUGAUUAAAGUGCAGAGCAAAACUUGGAGAGCAAAGUAAAAAAAAAGUCAUGGAGAGUAGCAGCUCAUUGAAUGUCCCAUCACCAUCAGCUGAAAUUCCACCAGGACUAGAAAUGUUACAGAAAGAGCAUGAAGAGAAAACAUUGAAGAUUAAGGAGCUAAAGAAACAAAUUGAAUGGACGAAACUUCGUUUGGACAAGAAGAAAACUGAAAUUCCAAAGGAGAAACUGGAAACUUUUAAGGCUCUCACUGAGAAAUAUGACACCAUGAGGGAAGAGUACAAUGCAAUGUUGGCUGAGAAGACCAAAGAACAAAACAAGUAAAAAAGUCUCUUUUAUAUAUAUAUAUAUAUAUAUAUGAAAAUACUGUUAUUGCCUAAAUAUGUAUCAGACAGGAAAGUUUUUCCUGAAUUUUCUUUAGUAUCAAAGACAUUACAAACUUUAUAAUC